UGGUGCAAAGCUGAGCUCUCUAAAGCUCAGCAAAUUUUGAUUUGAGAAGCUGUGACGUUCAAUGAAGUGGAGUAGCCACUUGUUCUUCGACGUUACUCAAUGGCCAUGUUGAUUACUUUAGUACGUCAUGGUAAUACUGAUGCUAAUAGAGAUAGAUGGCUGCAAGGCCAAAUGGAUACCCAGCUGAACGAGACUGGCAGGCAGCAAGCUGAACUUGUCGGUCAGCGACUAUCAAAUGAGCAAUUUGAUGUUAUUUACAGUAGUGAUUUAUCUAGGUGUAAACAAACAGCGGAUGGCAUAACCAAUUUCCAUCAACAAACUCCCAUUAUUUUCGAUAAGAGACUUCGAGAGCAUGAUUUUGGCAGUCUGAAUGGAAAGCCAGUAUCAGCCAUUAAUGCUGGCGCCAAGGCCCGAGGUAUCAGUGCCGCAGAUUAUAUCAUAGAUCAAGGCGGUGAAAGCGAUCAAGAGGUCGAAACCCGAGUCUUGGAGGCAUUCAACGAUAUUGUUAGCAAGUCACAGCAAGCAGGCCACUCGCAUAUUCUAAUCGUCAGUCAUGGCGGACCUCUGGGCAUCAUUAUUAGCUGGAUGGUGGAAGACCAAAAAUAUGAAUUACCAGCUGAUCCGCCAAGGACUAUAAAAUUAGGCAAUACAUCAGUGACAAGAGUUUCCAUCACAGGUUGCUCGGGACGAAUAGAGCUUUUUAACUGUCAAAAGCAUUUGUCUAUUAUGAUGGACACUUCACUACAAAACGACCGUGGUCCUGCUGUUUAACGAUGGUUCCUAUCUCAAAUAAAAAUAGAAU
Messenger RNA from Umbelopsis ramanniana AG, 802 nucleotides. RefSeq lists its product as uncharacterized. Gene Ontology annotation, molecular function: fructose-2,6-bisphosphate 2-phosphatase activity. Bases 100 to 771 code for a protein of 223 amino acids. The transcript has 3 exons. Gene Ontology annotation, biological process: fructose 2,6-bisphosphate metabolic process; positive regulation of DNA repair; negative regulation of glycolytic process. Gene Ontology annotation, cellular component: cytosol. NCBI's taxonomy places the organism in Eukaryota, Fungi, Mucoromycota, Umbelopsidomycetes, Umbelopsidales, Umbelopsidaceae. The record is from RefSeq and is a predicted model, not a curated record.